CAGGAGCGUGGCAGUGUUGGCGCCGACACCAUAACGCUCGGCCGUUGGUCGGGGUAACGCAUCAGUUAUGACCCAUACUAUAUACCCUUUCCCCUCACACAGCAGGCAAAGGAGAUGUUACACAAGCUGAAAGAAACACUGCAAUAGCUAACUAACACAAGAGACUCAAGGGCACGUGCUGCUUGAUUAACAACUCCAAGAGACAAAGCAAAACAGCGGGGACUGCCUCGCCUGGUGCGGUGUGGGCAUGGGAGGGUUCUGGGUGACGCAGCUGACAGUAGUGCUGGCGCUGCUGCCGGGACACUUAUUCACCAAGAUCGGUAAGUCAUGUCCUUGCCAAAAGUCCAGCGUCUACCCCAUGGUUGACGAUUCCUCUCAUACUAACACGGAAAGAACCAUUUUAUGCUGUAAAGACAUGCUAUUGGGCUACAAAGAUCCUGGAGCUUCCAUUCAAUGGUCAUUCAACGGUGAAGCUUUCUCAGAAAGAUGGCCCAGCUCAUUCACACCUGGCUAUUGCGACGAGACGCUCACUACCACAUCCGCAAAACUCAGUGAUAGCGGGAUCUACGGUUGCACAAUCACUGCCUCCAACGGCACUGUCAAAACCUUCAAAAUGUCUCUAUCUGUGGAACGCAACAUCAAUCAUCGUACGAAGCCGGAAUCGAUCAAGGGCUCCCCAAGCACCGUCGCUCAGUUAGAAGACAGAAUCACCUUGACCUGCGAAAGUUACGUAGGAACAAAUGAUACAAACAGAUACGGUGUAUUGAUGAAAUGGCGUAAAUAUUUACCGAACAACAACACUCAUACAUUCGUGGAAAGUCUUCCUAAUGUGACCAGGAUACGAAUCAACAACUCCAGCAAAGCAUCGUGGGGCAUACUGAAAGAAGAACUGGUUAUCUCAUCAGUUCAAGAAAUACAUUUCGGCCGUUAUGUGUGUACAGUGGCAAACAAUUUUGAUUCUCUCUCCUUCAACAUUACUUUAACAGAAGGAAUUCCAAAAGAGCAGGAAAAGAUACAGAAAUACAAGGCAACAGUGGCGGUGGUGGCAGGUCUACUGGGAGUGGUGUUGAUGCUGCUGUUAGGCUGGUGGCGCUGUGGUCGCCAAAUCUCCCUGUACUGCCGCAGAAGAUCAUUUUCCUCAGAGGACCACCAGUACGAUGUGUUCCUGGUUCACGGAGAGUCUGCCUCCCGCUGGGUGUGCUCCUUCCUGCUGCCGGCAUUGGAAGACUCCUUUGGCUACACGUGUUUCCUGCCACAACGGGACAUGUGCGGCGGUGAGAUGGUGGCAGAAUCCAUACUCGAGGCUCUGGGAAAGUGCCGUCGAGUUGUGGUGGUGAUGACACCGUGCCUACUUGACAGUCCCUGGGCCACUUGGGCCACCUGUAGCGGCAUCCAGACAGCCCUCACGUCCAGGGCACGCAUUCUUGCUCUUGUUCUCAAGGAGCAGAGCAUGAAGAGCGACUCUCUGCACCCAAACCCUUUCCUGAGCGUUCUGAAGGUGGUUAAGAAGAUUAAGUUGCCAGGGGAGUUUGCGAGGGACUUACGAGAACAGAGUCCGCCGCAUGAACCAUCUGAUAUACCUAUGCAAGAGAGCAACGACCAGAAGACGGAACUAAAAUUGAUAAUUCCUGAAAUAAAUGUCUGCAACAGCUCAUCCAACUCUCUAUCGAAAAGUCAAAGGUUGUCAAAUAUGAUCAGCGGGAGUAAUGCUGCCUCGAGGGAAGACCUAGAAUGCACAAAGAACAAACCGACAGUAGUUGGCUCUCCUGUUGUGUUUACGCUUGAUGAUCAGGAACCGCAAGAUCCUAGUUCCCCAAACUCAGUGACACCAUUCAUCUUUUCGUCCCAUCCCAAGUCUCAUAGACGUUCUGACGGCUCGAUGUGGGAGUCUGUUAGCUGGUGUCUCCAGAUGAUCUGCGUCGGGAAUCCGGAAGAGCAAUUUUGGCAGAAGCUGCGCCUUCACAUUGGUCCCCCUUUGCCUCAGCAGACCCAAGUGCAGUGACAAGUACGAGUAACACGCCCAGCACAACACGGGAGCUUUUACACUCCACGAACUAUGUAUGUGACAUGUUAGGUUAGUAGUUGGGAGGUUAAAUACACAGAUCUAAACCAAUCUAAAUAAUGUUACAUCAAUGACCAAGCCCUAAGAAUAAAUAAUGUGAUGUCUACAACAUCCAUAUUUAUGUAAUGAAAAAAACAAAACCAAACUUUAUUGGAGUAUGGGUUUGAAUAAAUUAAUUAUCAGUUUUCUACAAGGGAUAGAAUACAAGUUAUAUGGAGAUAAUUUGUUAUUUCUCCAGUUAACCAGUAAAAGAAUAUAUAUUUUUUUUUCACAGCCCAAGAUGUUUUUCAGUAUGUUUGAAAGAUAAGGGUUCCACAAUGGCUUGAGGGACGACUUGUUCUUAUAAUUAUCAAGUGACAUAAUUCUUUCAUUUAAUGGGCGUUGAUUUAGUUAGUGUCAAUGAUUGGAAAAGACUUUAUAUAUAUAUAUAUAUAUAUAUAUAUAUAUAUAUAUAUAUAUAUAUAUAUAUAUAUAUAUAUAUAUAUAUAUAUAUAUAUAUAUUCUUUUGUGUUACCGAAUGACAAUAUGUAUGAGGCAAUUAUACUGAAAAUGUUGAAAUACUCUAAUUUGGGUUACUACAUUCAUUUAAAUAUACGCAUUACUUUCUAAGUAUUGGUGAUACGGAGCAUUCUUCCCAUGAAUAAUUAUGUUAUGAUUACGAGGAUAUAUUGUGCGUCAUUCUUAAAUAAUGAAUUAUCUGUAGGUGUGUUUUCUGAAACUUAUCUUAGGUACUUUAAAAAGUAUUAACAAAAUGGAUGUGUUCAGCAUAAUGGUAUAUAUUUGUGUUAUAUUAAAUGAUUAAUUAAGUAGGUACCUGAAUGGAAGUCGCCAGGGUGACUUCUGCCUGCCAUGUGUAUGGAGCACUUUCACAGUGUGCUGUUACAGAAAAAUGAUCUGUUGAAUUAGACUUUACUAUAAGGUAUGUAGGUGUAAACGUACAAGUGGGCUUGUGAUAGUUAUGGCUUGCAUGUCCACGACGUUUUCCUCAAAUCCUCAACAUGGAGAAUUUUCUCAGAAUACUGUCGUUCAUUACAUACGCACAUACACACGCAUUCAGAAACACAAGCGCAACCACACACACACACACACACACACACACACACACACACACACACACACACACACACACACAGUAAUAUUUCAACCAUAAAUGCUGUAUAUAACAAGAAGUAAUUAAGUGAAUUUUACAUAAAUUGUUUUGAACUUGACUUUAUUCUGAGAAGCGUGACUCUCCUUCUUUCUCUUUGAAAUGUAUAUACAGAUAUCAGCUAAGGGUGCUGCCGUGAUACAGUGAUAGCACGGCCAGUUGAGGAGGCAAUGGAUUUUCAAGCACAUAGGUUCGAGUCUUAGCCACAGUUUUAUGUUAAGAAUUGCAACCAUUCAGAGUAACGGUUCCCAAAUGCCAUUAUAAAAUUCUUCCAUUGCAACCCAUGGACGGUCCUAGCUUGGCUACAAUAGGGAAAUCUGGAUGUGAAAAAAUCUAUAAGAAUAUUACAUUUAAAUAUAUAUAUUUUUAUAUAAAUAGAUUAUUUUGUUACGGUUUCUGAAUUUAUGUGCCACUCUCACUGUUACUUAUGAGAUUCCGCAACGGUACAAAUCUUCAUUAUAUCUAACACUGCCAAUUUUGUCAAGUACCACCAAAUAAAUGCAAGAUUACCA
Molecule: messenger RNA, 3721 nt
Organism: Portunus trituberculatus (swimming crab)
Lineage: Eukaryota; Metazoa; Arthropoda; Malacostraca; Decapoda; Portunidae
Product: interleukin-1 receptor accessory protein-like 1-A
Exons: 11
Coding region: 248-2002 (584 amino acids)
Biological process (GO): signal transduction
Source: RefSeq, a predicted model, not a curated record